GUACCUUGCUCGGAGACUCUUAAGAAAAGACUGUAUCUGCUGUAUGACGAUAUGAAAGGGAAGAUCAAGCUUGAGAUGUCCAAAGCCGCGUCUGUCACGUGCAUUUCGGAUUUCUGGAGCUCGAAAACUCAAGAUGCAUACAUAACAGUGGUCGGUCAAUUCUUAACAAACAACUGGGAAGUAAAAUCUUACACGCUAACAACGGAGGAAGUCGAAGAACGCCACACGACCAUUAAUAUAAAUGCAAAAUUACUUGAAAUUCUGCAUGAAUGGGAGAUUGACGGAAAAACUACAACUGUUGUUACGGAUAACGCUAUAAAUAUAACGAACGCUGUCAAAACUCUACCAAAUUUGACAGUGAAUGAGGGGACAACAUGUGCAGCACUUACCAUGCAGCUUGCGAUAUCCAAAGGAUUGGAUAUCGAAGAAAUAGUAACUUUUUGUCAAAAAGCAAGGAAGAUGAUCGGACAUUUCCGUCAUUCAAAUAUAGCAAAUGAAGCACUAAAAGCAAAUCAAGAGAUUCUCAAGAUGCCUGUGCUUAAGUUGGUACAAAGCGUUCCUACUCGUUGGAACUCUACAUUUGAUAUGCUUGAGCGUCUCUUAAAGAAUGGACGUCCCGUGAAAAGUGUCCUCGCCGACAGAUCUGUAACCAAGCUAAAAGUCGCUCAGAAUCUGGAAAUCUCAGAACACGAGUGGCAUUUUAUGGAGAAUUUUGUCAACGUGCUCAAGCCCUUACAGGUAGCAACCACGGUGUUAUGUGCUAAUAAUUCGCCCUUCUCGAUAGUUCGCCCAAUCGUCCGUUCACUGUUGGAGAAUCAUCUAAAUCAUAAUUUAUUGGAUGAUGAUUUGCUCAGCAAAUUCAAAGAAGUGGUAUGCCAGGAACUCAGUACACGGUUUGAGAUGGAUUGGAAUGAAUAUUCAACUGUCACUGCACGACAAAUCGGUUCAUUUUUCGAUCCGAGGUACAAACAUUUAUGCGCCGAAGACGUAGAAGCAAGAGAGGCCAUAAAAGUCACAGUUUGUAUGAUGCUUAACGAUGGACGCGAUUCUGCAGAGGAUAUUGAAAAGGCGGAAAAGAGUGCUCUGGAUUUCCUUUUUCAAACGCAACCAAAUUUGUUCACUGCUAAAGCCCAAUUUGCACGGUACAUUGCAGAACCACACGGAGAAAAAGACUUGGUUGGGAUAACAAAAAAAAUGGUCGCCUGA
Molecule: messenger RNA, 1206 nt
Organism: Vollenhovia emeryi
Lineage: Eukaryota; Metazoa; Arthropoda; Insecta; Hymenoptera; Formicidae
Product: zinc finger BED domain-containing protein 4-like
Exons: 1
Source: RefSeq, a predicted model, not a curated record